Ipomoea nil (Japanese morning glory) is the source of this 1655-nucleotide messenger RNA. Its product is annotated as beta-glucosidase-like SFR2, chloroplastic. The record is from RefSeq and is a predicted model, not a curated record. Gene Ontology annotation, biological process: carbohydrate metabolic process. The transcript is spliced from 8 exons. NCBI's taxonomy places the organism in Eukaryota, Viridiplantae, Streptophyta, Magnoliopsida, Solanales, Convolvulaceae. Gene Ontology annotation, cellular component: chloroplast. The coding region runs from base 1 to 1344 and encodes 447 amino acids. Gene Ontology annotation, molecular function: hydrolase activity, hydrolyzing O-glycosyl compounds.
AUGACAACCUUCUUUGGAUCCCCAACACUUGUACCUCGCCCCGCUACAAGAACCAACCACCUCUCCUCAUCCUCACAGCCGCCGCCGUCUCAGCCACCAAACCAAGCCUCACCACCGCAAGCUCCUCCUCCUCCUCAGCCGCCGCAACAGUUGAGCUCAGCUUCUGCAGAGCCACCAUUGGCGGCCAAGCCAGACCAAUUAAAGCCUAGCAGCAAGCCUCAACGCUCAACAACUGUGGAAUCCACCGAUUGGAUUGCCUCUAGCUUGACUAGGAGGUUUGGGCUCGGCGCCGGCCUUGCUUGGGCCGGAUUCUUGGCCUUUGGAGUCAUUUCUAAGCAGAUCAAGACUAGACUUGAAGUGUCUCAACAAGAAGCAAAUACAAGAGACGUUGAGAAGGAAGAAGAAGUGGUCUUGCCUAAUGAAGGUGAGCAAGGGUUCUUCUUCGGAUUGGCAACUGCACCAGCACAUGUGGAAGACAGCCUUAAUGAUGCUUGGCUCCAGUUUGCUGAAGAGACUCCUUGUGAACAAUCAAAAUCAAAUAAUGAAUCCCAACUAGCAGAUGCACUAUUGGCCUCUGCUACAGGUGAUGGUGGCACCCAACAAGCUUCAGUACUACCAAGAGCAACUUCUCAGACCAUAAAAAGAAGGAAGUCACUUAAGAUAGCUGUGGAGGCAAAAAUUAGAGGAUUUGAGAAGUACAUAGAAGUAGAAGAAUCUGUGCCUGCAGAGGCAUGUCAUCAUACUGUUGCUGCCUGGCAUAAUGUUCCACACCCGGAGGAAAGGCUAAGGUUUUGGUCUGAUCCUGACACAGAAUUGAAGCUGGCAAAGGAUACUGGAGUCCAAGUGUUUAGCAUGGGAAUUGAUUGGUCAAGAGUUAUGCUUGAAGAGCCCAAGAAUGGUCUGAAAGAAUCUGUUAACUAUGCAGCUUUGGAGAGAUAUAAAUGGAUUGUAAAUAGGGUGCGAUUUUAUGGGAUGAAGGUAAUGCUGACAUUAUUCCAUCACUCGCUUCCACCAUGGGCUGGAGAAUAUGGGGGGUGGAAGAUGGAAAAGACCAUUGACUACUUCUUGGAAUUUACCAGGCUUGUCGUUGACUCUGUAUCAGAUGUUGUGGACUACUGGGUAACAUUCAAUGAGCCUCAUGUGUUCUGUAUGCUCACUUAUUGUGCUGGUGCUUGGCCUGGUGGUAAUCCUGAUAUGCUGGAGGUUGCUACUUCUGCUUUACCCACUGGUGUUUUCAAUCAAGCCAUGCACUGGAUGGCAAUUGCACACUCAAAGGCCUACGAUUACAUCCAUGAAAGGAGGUUAACAGCUUUUCUUCUAUCAUAUUGGUAUGACAUGGAAUGAGAGAGAACAGCUUCCCCCGGUAUACUAGGACCAAUAAAGAACAAGCCUCUGUUACUGGAAAGUGGAACCUUGCUUUGUGGAUCUUUUGUUGAGAGUUGGAAUUCAUGGGGAGCAUGGAUGGAGAGAAAACAAAGGUCUUAGCAAACACUUGGAGACAUGAAUUUCAAGCUGGUGUUGGAUGCUGUGCAGAAAGUAUUAGGGAUGAAAGAGCAUUCUGUGCUGAAGGACCCUGUGCGAAGACGAAUUCUGGGGGAAACCGGACCACAUUGCAGCAGUAGAGGAGGUUGAGCGCGCUAUUCUUAAGGAAACAA